Cottoperca gobio is the source of this 2763-nucleotide messenger RNA. RefSeq names its product aarF domain containing kinase 5 (gene adck5). The transcript is spliced from 15 exons. The record is from RefSeq and is a predicted model, not a curated record. Lineage: Eukaryota; Metazoa; Chordata; Actinopteri; Perciformes; Bovichtidae. The coding region runs from base 170 to 1861 and encodes 563 amino acids.
GUAGAUAGCGGUCGAUUGAUUAAGGAGGUUAUCAGUGCUCGGCUACAUUCCUAACAGGAAAGACAUUAAAGUUUGGACAUUAAUUCAUCACUGAGAGCGGAGCUAUUUUAUUAUCCCUGGAAACGUGGCAGGGGAGACCACCCGAGGGUUGAGCUUGUGUUUGCAUCACAUGGCUCUGCUCCGAAGAUCCCCCCAUCCCUCAUCGCUCCGAACAACCAGAUGCUUCAGUUCACUCAGGGAAGUUAAGCGCAGAGGACUGUUAUGGAAGACACUGGUCGGCGUCUCUGUCGGCGCACCUGUGGCCGUGGGCGUCCACUACGCUUUGUCCGAACACAGAGACCGGAGGAGGAUGAAGAUUGUGACCGAAGGAUUUGGUCGCUUCUGCAGAUCUCUCUCUGUGGGACUCCUAAUCUCUGUGGAUUACUGGUGGACCACCAAUGUGGCUCUCCGUGGCCAAGAUGAGAGCAGCCCAUCCUACGUGGCCGAGCUGUCAGCCUGCCACCAGAGGGCGGCAGAGUGCAUGGUGGAAGGAGCCAUGCGCAACGGAGGGAUAUACAUUAAACUCGGCCAAGGGCUGUGUUCCUUCAACCACCUGCUGCCGCCCGAGUACAUCCGCACGCUGCAAAUACUGGAAGACAAGGCCUUGAACAGACAAUACAAAGAGGUGGAUGCUCUCUUCAAAGAAGACUUCAGCAAAACCCCAGAGCAGCUUUUUAAAACGUUUGACCCUGAACCCAUAGCUGCCGCCAGCUUGGCCCAAGUUCAUAAGGCCGAACUGUUUGAUGGGACUCCCGUCGCUGUGAAGGUGCAGUACAUCGACCUCAGGGAUCGCUUUGACGGUGACAUCAGAACAUUGGAGAUCCUGCUGGAUAUUGUUAAGUUCAUGCACCCCAGCUUUGGAUUCCGAUGGGUUCUUAAGGACUUGAAGGGCACAUUAGCUCAAGAGCUGGAUUUUGAGAACGAAGCCAAGAACUCUGAGCGAUGUGCAGAGGAGCUGAAACACUUGAGUUUUGUUGUUGUACCAAAAGUCUUCUGGGAGCAAACGAGUAAGAGAGUGUUGACGGCAGAGUUCUGCAACGGUUGCAAAGUCAACAACGUGGAAGAAAUUAAAAGACGAGGAUUAAGUUUGAAAGAUACGGCCGAGAAACUGAUCCGCACAUUUGCUGAGCAAAUAUUCUACACGGGUUUCAUCCACGCUGACCCGCAUCCUGGAAAUGUUCUGGUGAGACGAGGUCCUGAUAACAAGGCAGAGCUGGUGCUCUUGGACCACGGCUUGUACGAAUACCUCGAGCAACGUGACCGAGUGGCCCUCUGUAAACUGUGGCGGUCCAUAGUCCUGAGAGAUGAAGCAGCAAUGGAGAACAACUCCAGAGCACUCGGUGUCAAAGAGUACUUCCUCUUCAGCGAGAUGCUGCUGCAGCGACCCAUCGACAUGCGGAAGCUGGGCCUGUCCAACAUCCUGAGUCGGGAGGAGACAACCUACAUGCGCCAAAUGGCCAGCAACCGCUUCGAAAGCAUCAUGCAGGUGCUGAAGGCGAUGCCGCGGCCCAUGCUGCUGGUGUUCAGGAACAUCAACACGGUCCGAAGCAUCAACAUCACUCUGGGAGCGCCGGUGGACCGCUACUGUGUCAUGGCCAAGACUGCGGUGCGAUGCUGGGGGAAGCUGCAGGCAGAGAGGACGGGGAUGCUGCCCAGGCUGUGGCUCCAUCGCUGGGCGAGGACAACAUGGGAGGGUCUCAAGUUUGAACUGGCUUUGAGAUGGGAGAUGACAGUGAUGAGUCUGACGCGGUCCUUCCUGAGCCUGCUGACGUACUUUGGUCUAAUAUCUCUGGACGCAGACUUGUACGAGUACCUGAGGUAGAGCAGUCGGCACAGAGAAGGAACAGAAUAAGGAACAAGUUAAUGCAACAGCAAGGAGUCUUUCCCUCUGCAGCUGCUCGUAAUGGAAACGGUUUCCACAUCACAAUAUCCUGGACUCUGAGGUCAGACGUGACUUUGUCACAAUGUGUGAGAAUGAGAACUGCAGGACUGUAAAGCAUCAAACCCACUCCAGCGUAGACGCCCUGAGAACCGCCUAUUGUAAGGUUUUAAAUUCAAUCAUCAUAUAUUUUCCAAUGAUCUAUUUUAGUGUAAUCUUAGAACAGCAAAUUGUUUAAAAUGUUAAGCUGCAGUUUGUUUUAAAGAAACAUUUAUUCUGUAGCUGCAGCAUCCACCAUAAUGAAUAACUACAACGCUGAGCUGCGUCUGCUCUGGAACGAGAGAGAAGGUCUCUUCUCGGGUUGCACUGAAAUAUUUAAGUGCAAGAAACUGCAGCUUUAAUAACAAUACAGAUGAUAAGUAAAUGAUGUCAUCGCCUCCUUUGUGCCUGUCUGCCAGAAGCUGUCGUACACGAAACCUUUUAGAUCUUGGUUGUGUUUAACUAUAUAUUUGAACCGGAUGAAGGAUUUUAAGUCAUCGGACGUUAUCAGAGACACAAGCUGAGCACACGUUCCUCCGGGACAUCCCGCGUCUGCCGCACAGCGUUGGAGAAACGCUGAUUAUUAACGUAAAACUUAUUUAUUCAGCGGUUUUACUCACGGGACUCGUUUGUUUGGGAGGAAACCUCAGCGGAGAAUUCAGCUCCUGAAUGAUGAACACUGAAGGACUGCUAACUGGGAGGAACUGACUGCAACACGACUUAACAACGUCACUCAACUCUUUUGUCAUGUUUUAAUUGAGAAACCUCUCGUGGCAGAAAAUGAAUUAAAGCUAAAUAAACACACA